CCCCUAGGCUUCGUGGCCCGGCGCGAAGCGGCCGGCCAGUGUGGAGCCCGCACCGUCGCUGGCCGCGUCCCCCGGGCAUGGAAGCAGGCGGCAAGCCCAACUCCUCGUCCAGCUGCCGCGACGAUGGCAACAGCGUCUUCCCCGCCAAGGCGGUCGUCGCGGGGCCGGGCGCGGCCGAGAAGCAGCUGGGGACCCCGCUGGGGGGCGGCGCGGCGGGCGCCAAGGAGCACGGCAACUCCGUGUGCUUCAAGGUGGACGGCGGCGGCGGCGGCGACGAGGCGGCGGGCGGGGAGGACGGCGAGGGGCCCCGGCGGCAGUACGGCUUCAUGAAACGCCAGUUCACCUCCAUGCUCCAGCCCGGGGUCAACAAAUUCUCCCUCCGCAUGUUCGGCAGCCAGAAGGCGGUGGAGAAGGAGCAGGAAAGGGUUAAAACUGCAGGCUUCUGGAUCAUCCACCCCUACAGCGAUUUCAGGUUUUAUUGGGACUUAAUAAUGCUGAUAAUGAUGGUUGGAAAUCUGGUCAUCAUACCAGUUGGAAUCACAUUCUUUACAGAGCAAACAACGACACCAUGGAUUAUUUUCAAUGUGGCAUCAGAUACCGUUUUCCUAUUGGACCUGAUCAUGAAUUUUAGGACUGGGACUGUCAAUGAAGACAGUUCUGAAAUCAUCCUGGACCCUAAAGUGAUCAAGAUGAAUUAUUUAAAAAGCUGGUUUGUGGUUGACUUCAUCUCAUCAAUUCCAGUGGAUUAUAUCUUUCUCAUUGUAGAAAAAGGAAUGGAUUCAGAAGUUUACAAGACAGCCAGGGCACUUCGGAUUGUGAGGUUUACAAAAAUACUCAGUCUCUUGCGGUUACUACGACUUUCAAGGUUAAUUAGAUAUAUACAUCAGUGGGAAGAGAUAUUCCACAUGACCUAUGAUCUCGCCAGUGCGGUCGUGAGAAUUUUUAAUCUCAUCGGCAUGAUGCUGCUCCUAUGCCACUGGGAUGGAUGUCUGCAGUUCUUAGUUCCUCUCCUGCAGGAUUUCCCACAAGACUGUUGGGUUUCUCUAAACAAGAUGGUUAAUGUUUCUUGGGGACAACAGUAUUCAUAUGCACUCUUCAAAGCAAUGAGUCACAUGCUGUGCAUUGGGUAUGGAGCCCAAGCCCCAGUCAGCAUGUCUGACCUCUGGAUUACCAUGUUGAGCAUGAUUGUCGGUGCUACCUGCUAUGCCAUGUUUGUCGGCCAUGCCACUGCUUUAAUCCAGUCAUUGGAUUCUUCCAGGCGGCAAUACCAAGAGAAGUAUAAGCAAGUGGAGCAAUACAUGUCCUUCCAUAAGUUACCAGCUGACAUGCGUCAGAAGAUACAUGAUUAUUAUGAACACAGAUACCAAGGCAAAAUCUUCGAUGAGGAAAAUAUUCUCAAUGAACUUAAUGAUCCACUGAGAGAGGAGAUAGUCAACUUCAACUGUCGAAAACUGGUGGCUACAAUGCCUCUUUUUGCUAACGCGGAUCCUAAUUUUGUGACGGCCAUGCUGAGCAAGUUGAGAUUUGAGGUAUUUCAACCUGGAGACUAUAUCAUUCGAGAAGGAGCUGUGGGGAAAAAAAUGUAUUUCAUUCAACAUGGUGUUGCUGGUGUCAUCACCAAGUCCAGUAAAGAAAUGAAGCUGACAGAUGGCUCUUACUUUGGAGAAAUUUGCCUGCUGACCAAGGGUCGCCGCACUGCCAGUGUUCGAGCUGAUACAUAUUGUCGUCUUUAUUCCCUUUCUGUGGACAAUUUCAAUGAGGUCCUGGAGGAAUAUCCAAUGAUGAGGAGAGCCUUUGAGACAGUUGCCAUCGACCGACUAGAUCGGAUAGGAAAGAAAAACUCCAUUCUUUUACAGAAGUUCCAGAAGGAUCUGAACACCGGUGUUUUCAAUAAUCAGGAGAAUGAGAUCCUGAAGCAGAUCGUGAAACAUGACAGGGAGAUGGUGCAGGCAAUCGCUCCAAUCAAUUACCCUCAAAUGACAACCCUGAAUUCCACAUCUUCCACCGCCACUCCAACCUCGCGCAUGAGGACACAGUCCCCGCCAGUGUACACAGCCACCAAUCUGUCUCAUAGCAACCUGCAUUCCCCCAGUCCCAGCACACAGACACCCCAGCCGUCUGCCAUCCUGUCGCCCUGCUCCUACACCACGGCGGUCUGCAGCCCUCCAGUACAGAGCCCACUGGCCACGCGAACUUUCCACUACGCCUCCCCCACCGCCUCGCAGCUGUCCCUCAUGCACCAACAGGUGCCGCAGUCCCAGCCACCCCAGACUCAGCCGCAGCCGCAACAGCCUCAGACACCGGGCAGCUCCACACCGAAGAACGAAGUACACAAGAGCACGCAGGCGCUGCACAACACCAACCUGACCCGGGAAGUCAGGCCCCUCUCGGCUUCGCAGCCCUCGCUGCCCCACGAGGUGUCCACGCUGAUCUCCAGACCUCAUCCCACUGUGGGCGAGUCUCUGGCCUCCAUCCCUCAACCCGUGACGGCUGUCCAUGGCACGGGGCUUCAGGCCGGGGGCAGGAGCACCGUCUCGCAGAGAGUCACCCUCUUCAGACAGAUGUCAUCUGGAGCCAUCCCACCCAACCGGGGAGUCCCGCCCGCACCCCCUCCACCAGCACCCGCUCUGCAGAGAGAGGCUUCCCCAGUCUUAAACACAGACUCAGAUGCAGAAAAGCCACGAUUUGCUUCAAAUUUAUGA
This is a messenger RNA of Heterocephalus glaber (naked mole-rat), 2702 nucleotides long. It is a transcript of the gene Hcn1, whose product is annotated as hyperpolarization activated cyclic nucleotide gated potassium channel 1. Gene Ontology annotation, cellular component: HCN channel complex; axon; membrane. The record is from RefSeq and is a predicted model, not a curated record. Gene Ontology annotation, biological process: regulation of membrane depolarization; potassium ion transmembrane transport; sodium ion transmembrane transport. NCBI's taxonomy places the organism in Eukaryota, Metazoa, Chordata, Mammalia, Rodentia, Bathyergidae. Gene Ontology annotation, molecular function: voltage-gated potassium channel activity.